Chelonus insularis is the source of this 2693-nucleotide messenger RNA. RefSeq lists its product as uncharacterized. NCBI's taxonomy places the organism in Eukaryota, Metazoa, Arthropoda, Insecta, Hymenoptera, Braconidae. The record is from RefSeq and is a predicted model, not a curated record. The coding region runs from base 520 to 2658 and encodes 712 amino acids. The transcript is spliced from 8 exons.
AACCAGUCAGUCCUCGUCCGGACUUCUUCGUGGUCUGUUCGUUACUUAAUGGCCACUGUUAUCAUUACAUAGCUUUUUAAUAAUUGUUUAAACAUUCUACACUUUCAUUUUUUGUGAAAUAAGUGAUUUUUUGAGACCGAUAAAUAUUUAUUUUUAUCACAAUUGUUAUGAAUAAGGCUGGUUCCCAGGUGGAAAAACGUGUUUUUAAAGUAAAGUGAAGUGAAAGAAACAACGUGGAGCAAUAGAAAGGCAUUAAAAAAUGUUAUAAAAGUUUUUUGACUUGAAAUUUACGCGGGAAUAGACAGAAUGUAGAUUUUAUGCUAUCAGUUGGAACGAAAGCUCACAGAAGAACAGUUAAAAAUACUGAAAAAGAUUUCUUUCAACUAUUCUAAUUUAAAUAAUUGGCUAGAAAAAUGGAUUUUUAUUAUUAAUUAGAGCACGUGUGAUUUUAUGUGCGAUUCAACGCAAUGUCGCUGCUCUUUACGGUGUUAAUCAGCUCAAGACAUUGACAACAGCAAGAUGCGAAGUGAAGUAGGGGAAUGGUUAGCAACGUGUGUCGGUUCUCCAAUCUGUAUUCUCUUGUUGUCCUGGUCGCUACUCAUCUACCAGAACCAGCCGUCGUCCUUGAAAAGAAGGAUCGAUGUCCUUACUGUAGCUGUUAUCACGCAAAGCCUUGCUCACCAGCUUGGUCUUCUGCUUUAUGCCAUCCUGACACUCAUCCACCCUUCUAAUCAUUUCGGAGAAAUUUGUUCAACUUUGGUUUGGCUUCUAAACUCUUCAAGCAUACUUCAACAAUUAACAUUAACAUCAAUAGCAAUCUUCGCUGCAAUCAAUAAAGAAGAUUUAAAUGUAACAAAAAAUCACCUGAAGUAUCAUUUGGUGUCAUUAAGCGUUGUGAGUGCAUGCAUAGGCUUCACAGGAGUGUUAAAUUUCGAGCCAGAAACCUGUGUAUUUCUUGCUCAAGAGGUAUCAGUAAAGUAUGGGCUCUUCAUCAAUGCACUGAGGACUCUUUUAUUGCUAGCAACAAUUACUGGAGUUUGUGUUGCAAUUUGUAAGGAUGCCUUUCGUAGUCCUAAAUCAGAAUUGUUGCAGUCUGUAUCAGAUUUAUCAGACACCAGUUCAAAAAAUUCAUCCGGAGCCUUCGAUUGCCACAACCAUCAUUGGGAUCCAUCUAGUGGAUCUUGCACAAGUGGAUCAACCAAUUCAAGAGCUUGCUUAAAAAAAAGAAAAACUCAUAUUGAUGAAACAGGAAGCAAAUCAACUGUUUUUAGCAUUCUCUUUGUUUGUUAUAUGUUUGAUCAUCUUCCAGUUUUGAUUAUAUCAAUUCGACCUGAAUUACUACAAGGAUUCUGUACUGCUCAAAAUGUUGCAAUUUGGCUUCCUUUAAUUAAGGAUACUCUGCUACCAGUGUUUUUGGCAAUUUUCGAUAAAAUGUUUUGCCGAUAUGUUGCUAAAGUUUAUACCAAACAGGAUAACUUGAGGAAAUUAGCUCAUUGUGGAAUAGAUGGAAAAUUCAGACAUUUUGAACAAGAUACAGAAUAUAAACUUCAGUUGAAUUUAAAUCAUGGACUAAAAUUUCCUUUAACAAAUGGGAGUCUGUAUGGAAGAAUGCAUAAUCAUCAAAAUCGUACACGAACAGGAACAAUAACAAUGGGCAUUCAACAUUACCCAAGAACCCAAUCAUUAAAUGAUGAAAAUAAUUAUGGGUCGUUACCAGCAGAGCUGACAUCAUUCACAAGCUCAACAUUUGAACCUCGUAUUCAGAAAGAUUCCAAAGUUAACAGCAAUGAUGCCCACGCAACCCAACGUAUAAUAAAAUUAAAUGAAAAUUUUGAGUUUGGCACAAGACGUAAGAUUGGAAGUACUGAUGUUUUUGGACAAAAUAUGGAGAAUUUAGUUCAACUGGAUGAACCGAGAAGAAAGUUUGCAAAAAGUUUAGACGAGAUAAGAGAGGAAGGUCCAAAAAAAAGUGAAAAAGAGAAAUUUGAGAGUUCAACGAGACAAAAAGAGCAAGAAUUUAUGAGAAAUUUAGUUAGAAGAAAUCAAAGUUUUGAUAGUACGAAAUAUCCAAGAUUACAUUGUGAUUCAAGAACCUAUGAUGUCAAAGAUUUGCUAAGAAAAGAUAAAAAUAUGGAUUUAAAAAGAGAGUACGAUCAAGAAGCAGGAUAUGAAACAUCGGACGAUGAGAGUUGCGAUUCUAAUGGGGAUUUCGACGAUACUUUGAGUUCUUGUAAAAGUAGAAGUCGAAGCUGCUGUUCUGUUACAACUGUUGCUAAUGAUGACUUUGAAUUUUACCAACGGAAAGGAACCAAGGCUGAAAUUUUUCCACCAAAGAAAUCGGCUGAGAUCAAGAUUAAUAUGCGUUCCUUCACGCCAAAAAUCAUUGAUGAUCGGAUUGAUGGUACAGAUAACGACACAAAAAAUUCUAAUGGGCAACGUGCAAGUGCAAAGCCAAUUAUCCAGUCAUAUCAACUGAAAAAAAUUACUCCAGGAUUUUCAAUGAAUGACUUGGACAAAAUUUACCCCAAGAGAACAAGUGAUGUAUACUUAACUAGUCUAAAGAAAGAUUUUUUUGAUAAUGGAGACACUUAUAGACAUAACAACAUUGGGGGAUCAGCUCCAGAUUUAAAAAAAAUUUUUAUUUCAGAAUUUGUUUAAUACUGUUAAAAUUUUUGUAAUAUAUAUUUUCUACA